AUGGCGUGUGAAAAUGGAUCCCAGGUGACAGAAUUCAUCUUACUUGGUAUUACAAGAAAUCUGGACAUGCAUUUCAGACUGUUCAUUAUUUUCUCCCUAACAUAUAUUAUGACAUUGACAGGAAACCUCCUGCUAAUUCUCCUUACAAAAGUAGAUCCUGACCUGAAAACUCCUAUGUACCAUUUCCUUUGCAACCUUUCUAUGCUUGAUAUUUGUUUUACGUCAGUUACUGUUCCAAAGAUGUUAGCUGACCUGCUAGUUACUGAUAAUACAAUUUCUUACGUUGGCUGUUUUUUUCAAUUAUACUUUUUUCAUUUUUUGGGAAGCUCUGAAUGUUUUUUGUUGGCCAUAAUGAGUUAUGAUCGUUAUGUGGCCAUAUGUCACCCUCUGAGAUACUCCCAAAUUAUGAACAUGAACAUUUGUUUUCAUUUGUCAUUGGCUUGUUGGGUUAGUGGUGUUUUCUUCUCAUUUGCUCACACUUUUCUUACAGUUAGUCUCUUUUUUUGUGAUUCCAACCAAAUUAACCAUUUCUUUUGUGAUAUCCCCCCACUUCUACAUUUGUCCUCAACAGACACAUAUAGAAACAUUUUAGAAAUAUUUAUAUUUGGAGGUGCAGUUGCUGGAGGAUGUUUCAUGCUCACAUUGAUUUCCUAUAUCCACAUUAUAUUGUCUAUCAUAAAAAUACGUUCAGCCAAAGGAAAACGUAAAGCCUUUUCUACUUGUACGUCCCAUCUCAUAGUGGUUUCAAUCUUCUUUGGUACAAUUCUUUUCAUGUAUUUGAGGCCCAAAUCUGAAUAUUCAAUGGAACAUGACAAAUUGCUCUGUGUUUUAUAUAACAUUCUUACUCCUGCAUUAAACCCUGUAAUUUAUAGUUUUCGAAACAAAGAAGUGAAAAAAGCUUUGAAAAGACUGAUCCAUAAGAAUAGAAUUCUUACUUUUUAUCAUAGUUUCAGUUAA
This is a messenger RNA of Bombina bombina (fire-bellied toad), 957 nucleotides long. RefSeq names its product olfactory receptor 10A7-like. Bases 1 to 957 code for a protein of 318 amino acids. The transcript has a single exon. The record is from RefSeq and is a predicted model, not a curated record. Gene Ontology annotation, molecular function: G protein-coupled receptor activity; olfactory receptor activity. Gene Ontology annotation, cellular component: membrane. Lineage: Eukaryota; Metazoa; Chordata; Amphibia; Anura; Bombinatoridae. Gene Ontology annotation, biological process: G protein-coupled receptor signaling pathway.